Molecule: messenger RNA, 2188 nt
Organism: Rana temporaria (common frog)
Lineage: Eukaryota; Metazoa; Chordata; Amphibia; Anura; Ranidae
Product: E3 ubiquitin/ISG15 ligase TRIM25-like
Exons: 1
Coding region: 87-1793 (568 amino acids)
Molecular function (GO): protein binding; zinc ion binding
Source: RefSeq, a predicted model, not a curated record
AUAUCGUUUUGUAGAAAAGCACAAUCGUUCCCUCUGUCUCUCUCUUCUAAAGUAAGGAGGUGUGAUUAUCUUUACUACUGCGGAAAAUGUCUCCCUCCUCUUACGGAUCCAGUCCAGCCUCACCCUGUGUAGGAGGAAGUGACCCCUCCCAACUGCAUUCUUCUCCUGAGUCAGAGACUUUCAGUUUCAUUUCUCUGCUGUCAGCGAUGGCGUCUGCAGACCUGAGAGCUGAGCUGGAAUGUUCCAUCUGUCUGAACAUUUAUACAGAUCCUAUAAUGCUGAGAUGUGGUCACAACUUCUGCCGGGUCUGUAUUGAUCGUGUGCUGGAUACACAGGAGGGGUCUGGAGGAUAUUCCUGUCCUGAAUGCAGAGAGAAGUCUCAGGAUCGUCCUGCACUGCAGAGGAACAUAACACUACGUAACAUAGUGGAGAAUUUCCUGUCUUCUCAGUCAGAUCAGGGGGAGUCCGGGGUCUUCUGUACUCACUGUGUGGACUCUCCUGUACCUGCUGUUAGAUCCUGUCUGCUCUGUGAGGUUUCUCUGUGUGAUAAACACCUGAGAGUCCACAAAAAGACCCCAGAACACAUCUUAUGUGACCCCACCUUUUCCAUGGAGAGCAGGAAAUGCUCCGUCCAUAAGAAGAUCCUGGAGUAUUACUGCACUGAGGAUUAUACCUGUAUCUGUGUGUCCUGUAGUUUGGCCGGAGAACAUCGAGGACACCAAGUGGAGAUGCUGAAUGAGGCUUCUGGGAAGAAGAAGGAGACACUGAGGAAUGUUCUGCAGAAACUUCUGACAAAGAUAGAGGAGACAGAUGAAAGAGUCCAGAGUCUGCAGGAACACAGGAGGAAAGUAGAAGAAGAAGCAGCUGGUGACACCGAGAGAGUCACUGUCCUGUUUAGAGAUCUCAGGAGAUGUCUGGAAGAUCUGGAGAAGAGAGUCCUGAGGGAAAUCUCCGGGAGGGCGGAGCGGAUCUCCAGCUCCAUCCGGGAUCUGGAAAUAAAGAAGGAGGAGCUGUCCAGGAAGUUGCGUCACAUUGAGGAGCUGUGUAACAUGACGGAUCCACUGACUGUCUUACAGGAAUCAGACACAGGUGACUUGUGUGAUACUGAGGAUGGAGAUAAUGAGGACAGAGAGAGACAUGAGAAACUCCUCCAUGAUGGAGGGGGUCUGGAUGUGGCGGGGGUCUUACACACAGGUUUAUCUUAUAUAAUAACAGAGGUAAAUGUAUACUUAUAUAUACAGAACCCGGCAGACAUAUUACUGGAUGUAAACACAGCUCAUAAUUAUCUCCAUAUAUCAGAUGACAGGAAAACUGUAUCCAGGUCAGAUAUAAACCAGAAUCGUCCCAAAACACCAGAGAGAUUUCUGGGUUGUGCUCAGGUGUUCAGCAGUCAGAGUUUCUCCUCAGGGAGACAUUACUGGGAAGUGGAUGUCGGGGUAUCUGAUAGAUGGACAGUUGGGAUGUGUUACCCCAGUAUAGACAGGAGAGGAGUGCCAUCACUGAUUGGAUGUAAUAACAAGUCCUGGGGUUUAUAUAGUCAUGAUAAUCAGUAUUCAGCCAUACAUGAUAGUAAUAAGAUCCGCUUACCCGCCAAUAUCUCCAGUAACAGAGUCAGGAUAUAUCUGGAUUAUGAGGCCGGGCGGAUCUCCUUUUAUGAUCUGUGUGACCCGAUCCGACACCUCCACACCUUCACCACCACCUUCUCUGAGCCCAUUUAUGCUGGGUUAUAUGUAUAUAAAGGUUGUAUAAAGAUCUGUGGGGGGGACUUGAGAACUCUGGCCAGAAACAAGUGAUUUCACAGGGAGAAAGGCUGCAAUAGGUGGAAUACUCAGCCAAUAAGGUGAGGCAGUGAGAAGGGCUUCAUAUAGUUUUUUAUUGUGUGAAGAAAUACAAAUGAAUAAUAGAUCUACAAAUAGAUAGAAAGAGAUGUAUAAAAUCUCAGAGGAAACAAAUGAAGAAAUGAUCCCGAGAUGUAUUACUAGUGAAAGAAAAAAAUGGGAUUUAUCACUAAUAUAAUGAUAUUACUAUAAAAAUGCAUGAUUUCUAGAACUGGAAUGUGUCCCCAAUAUAAUGUGUCCCCGUAGAAUAGAUCACCAAUAGAAUUCUAUUGGAUCACUUUUAUAAUGGAUCCUAAUAUAAUGUAUCAUUGGGAUGUUGUAUCUUAUAAUCACUUUGCCCAGAUGAUUGA